Synchiropus splendidus (mandarinfish) is the source of this 1941-nucleotide messenger RNA. RefSeq names its product proteasome 26S subunit, ATPase 3 (gene psmc3). Bases 546 to 1826 code for a protein of 426 amino acids. Gene Ontology annotation, biological process: proteasome-mediated ubiquitin-dependent protein catabolic process. NCBI's taxonomy places the organism in Eukaryota, Metazoa, Chordata, Actinopteri, Syngnathiformes, Callionymidae. The transcript has 2 exons. The record is from RefSeq and is a predicted model, not a curated record. Gene Ontology annotation, molecular function: proteasome-activating activity; ATP hydrolysis activity; ATP binding. Gene Ontology annotation, cellular component: proteasome regulatory particle, base subcomplex.
UUUGGCAGAUAAGUCGGCCGCAGCUUGCAAAUAUUCGCUUCACUCAAACCUACAGAAACAAAAAACAAGCCAAAUAAAUCAAGCUGUGCACAGAACAGAAUAGUUUAGCAUCCGUGGCGCCAACGUCUACAUAGCUUUAUAACCACAUUGUGACGCUAACAUUUCAUUUUAGCCCAUCAUAACAAAAAGCCUUCAAACUGCUUGUCACACAGCGCUGACCGGGACAUUUUGAUGUGAACAAUCUAUCGUUUAAUUUCACUCAGCAAGUAGCUCACAAGUCCGGCUAACAGGUCUAAUGCUAAUGUUAGCAUUGUCGGCUACAAGCGCUCACUGCAACAGAAAUCACGGAAGUCUUCUAAAUAUGCACUAAAGUCACUUGAAAUUGUUAAAACUUUGCGUACUCACGCAGGAAUCGGAACCAGCCCCCUCGUUUUCAAACCGCCGAGCAAUUCUUAAAUUCGACGCUGGAGCUGCGCGUCCGCCAUUACAGGAAGAAGAAAGCUUCAACUUCCGCUGUGUCACAGUUCACCGCAGACACAGCAAAGAUGGCGCUGAGUGACAAAUCAGUUUGGGAUGAAGUGGAAGAUGGAAUCGGAGAAGAAGUCUUAAAAAUGUCCACAGAGGAGAUAGCUCAGCGAACUCGCCUCCUGGAUAGCGAGAUCAAGAUCAUGAAGAGCGAAGUGCUGAGGGUGACCCACGAAUUGCAAGCUAUGAAGGAUAAAAUCAAGGAAAACACGGAGAAGAUAAAGGUGAACAAGACGCUGCCGUAUCUGGUCUCCAACGUGAUCGAGCUUCUGGACGUGGACCCCAACGACCAGGAGGAGGACGGGGCCAACGUGGACCUGGACUCGCAGAGAAAAGGAAAGUGCGCCGUCAUUAAGACUUCCACCCGGCAGACAUACUUCCUGCCGGUGAUCGGGCUGGUGGAUGCCGAGAAGCUGAAGCCCGGGGAUCUGGUGGGGGUCAACAAAGACUCCUACCUGAUCCUGGAAACCCUGCCGACUGAGUACGACUCCAGAGUCAAGGCCAUGGAGGUGGAUGAGCGUCCCACCGAACAGUACAGCGACAUUGGUGGACUGGACAAGCAGAUCCAGGAGCUGGUCGAAGCUAUUGUUCUGCCAAUGAACCACAAGGAGAAGUUUGAAAACCUGGGCAUCCAGCCACCGAAAGGUGUCCUGAUGUACGGACCCCCUGGCACAGGAAAGACCCUUCUCGCCAGGGCUUGCGCCGCUCAAACCAAAGCUACCUUCUUGAAGCUGGCCGGCCCACAACUUGUCCAGAUGUUUAUCGGUGAUGGAGCCAAGCUGGUGAGAGAUGCCUUUGCUCUGGCCAAAGAGAAAGCUCCGUCCAUCAUCUUUAUUGACGAGCUGGAUGCCAUCGGGACCAAGAGGUUUGACAGCGAGAAGGCUGGCGACAGAGAAGUGCAGAGGACCAUGUUGGAGCUCCUGAACCAGCUGGAUGGAUUUCAGCCCAACAUGCAGGUCAAGGUCAUUGCUGCCACCAACAGAGUGGACAUCUUGGACCCCGCUCUGCUCCGUUCCGGUCGUCUGGACAGGAAGAUCGAGUUCCCCAUGCCGAACGAAGAGGCUCGAGCUCGCAUCAUGCAGAUUCAUUCUCGCAAGAUGAAUGUCAGUCCGGAUGUCAACUACGAGGAGCUGGCGCGCUGCACGGAUGAUUUCAACGGAGCCCAGUGCAAAGCAGUGUGUGUGGAGGCGGGCAUGAUCGCUCUGCGCCGGGGAGCCACCGAGCUGAACCACGAGGAUUACAUGGAGGGAAUCCUGGAGGUCCAAGCCAAGAAGAAGGCCAACCUGCAGUACUACGCCUGAGGACACUGCCUGUGUCUCUAUCUACUUGUGUGUGUGAAACAGUCUUUGACUAAUAAAAUAGCUGAUUAAACACUUCUUACUCUUGGGUUAAUAAAAAGAAAUAAAACAUCCAUUG